AUGUUGUUUCUACCCGCUGUCGUCGCCUGCCUUCCUGUGGCCCUGGCGGCUAACAUCUAUGUGGCACCUAAAGGCGACGCCGCCCCUGACGGCACUCAGCGCAAGCCUUACGGCAACAUUCAAACUGCCGUCGAUCUCUCUCGUCCUGGCGAUGUCAUCAUCCUUCGUGGCGGAACUUAUGACCUUCUGAAGAACAUCAACAUCACCGUCAACGGCACCGAAACGGCCCCAAUCACCUUGCGUGCGGCUACGGACGAGGAAGUCAUCAUUGAUGGCGAGGCUCUCCCUGAUACCCCCGCCCCUCUUGGCGGCAAGGUCGCUGGCGUGAACCGUGGUGUGCUCCACGUUGAGUACACUAGGUUCUGGCACUUUUCUCGCCUCAUUUUCACUCAUGGUGCCUACGGCGUCUACGUCAAGGACAGCAGCAACUUGAGGUUCAACCAGAUUACUACUCGCGACAACUAUGAGAGUGGUUUCCACAUGCAGGGUAACCUCUCUAACAACGUCAUCGCCUACUUGGAUUCCCACGGCAACCGUGACCCCAGAAACAGCGGCGAGAACGCCGAUGGUCUUGGUAUCAAGGAAGGCCGGGGUGAAGGCAACAUCAUUAUUGGUGGCAGAUUCUGGGACAACUCGGAUGACGGUGUCGACUUCUGGGAGUUCCACUCCAAGUUGGUCAUCAAGGACAGCAUCGCCUGGGGCAACGGCUACAACCGCUGGGGCAUCCCUGACUUCACUGGAAAUGGCAACGGUUUCAAGCUCGGCGGUGGCAGCAAGGGUGACAUCAAGCCUGCUGGCCGUGACAUCAUUAACUGCAUCUCCUUCGGCAACAAGAAGCACGGUUUCACCGAUAACUCCCAGACUGGCGACUUCCUCUUUGAGGAGAACACCGCGGUCUGGAACGGCGGUGUUGGUUUCCGCAGCGUCAACGCCACCGGUGUCCUCGAGCGCAACCUCGCUACUCUCAACGGUCCCGCCGGAAACACUACCGCCGAGGGACAGAGGACUCUUAGCGCCCCGCAGAAAUCUCGUGGAAACUCUUGGGACAACGACCUCCCCCUGUUUACCAACCAGAGCUUCAAGAGCAUUGAUACCAACCUUGUUACUGGACCUCGCGGCAAGAACGGUAAGAUCGCGGCCAGCGAUUUCUUGUUGCCUGUUGACGGAGCCAAGUUCGGUGCUACCACUGCCUGGAAAUAA
Messenger RNA from Colletotrichum truncatum, 1200 nucleotides. The record is from RefSeq and is a predicted model, not a curated record. Lineage: Eukaryota; Fungi; Ascomycota; Sordariomycetes; Glomerellales; Glomerellaceae.